Myxocyprinus asiaticus (Chinese sucker) is the source of this 4058-nucleotide messenger RNA. RefSeq names its product DENN domain-containing protein 2C-like. The transcript is spliced from 19 exons. Lineage: Eukaryota; Metazoa; Chordata; Actinopteri; Cypriniformes; Catostomidae. Bases 604 to 3471 code for a protein of 955 amino acids. The record is from RefSeq and is a predicted model, not a curated record.
AGAUGGGGAACUGACAGCGCGAGAAGAGGACGACUCCACAUACACAUUUGCUCCAAUUGCAGCUCCGUUAACUCUGCUUUUUUGAACAGGAAUAUAAACAACGCCAGGCUAUACAUUGUUGCCCGUUGCCGGGAAUUAUUUGUUACUUUGUAACUCGUCGGUCGGUUUCUCUCUCUCUGGACGUGAAUGGAUACAAAGUUACUUUGGAGGAAUGGACUGAAGUUUUUAGCCAACUGGCUAACCAGCCGCGAGACACUGAAUACUUUGGGUUCACAACAAAGUCAAAACAUAUACAUCACUCUAUCUGGACACUUUUGAAUACUUUUUCACUUGAGUCGAACAUAUGUGUUGUGAAACAAUGGACGGGUGCUGGCGAGAUCCAUAGUGAGGACACAAUGGCUGCGGAUCUAGACACAUAGGUGUCCUACAGAAACAACAUCUACUGUAAAUUUUAUUAACCACUGAGCACAGUGGAAGAGAGGUUUACUCCUUUAUUAGCUCAUCAUUCACUGCAGUAACUUCCAGCAAUGCCAAACAGGCCUGCAGGCUUCUUGCAGUGAUGUCUUCGCUGUGACAUCUGGCUCACAUUGUAGCCUCAUUGUCAUGCUGGCCCUUGAAGUGGACCAUGGAAAAAGAGGGGGGAAUGUGGUUGCAGGAGGUCCAGGAGGGAAAACGGUGGCAGCAUGUACUUCCGUUACUCCCCAGCCACCCAUGCUUGAACCUGGCAUCAAUAUCAAGCAGAAAAUCUCCCAAUGGGAGGGGCUUAGCCACCAGGUGGAAGUCCAGACUGGGAGAGCAAAGACCCAACGAACCCUUGCCUGCCGCACUCUUUCAGGGGACCUUGUUGGAAACGGACAUGAUUGCAAUGACAAAAGUGAUGGAGUUCAUAACAAAGUGACUGUAUCGAAAGCCAAAAGCUUGGGUUUGGAUUUCAGGGAAAACCAGGUAUCUCAUAGACCGAUUAUAGAUACAGUCCACUCUGAUUACCCAAGAAAUCAAGCUCAUUUGAAUAAAACGCCUGCAAUUAAGCCAUUGGUCACUGUAACCCAUGUCCAGCCCCCUGAAACUAAAAUUAAUGUUAAAAAUGUUAACAGCAUUCAUAUCAAGACAAACCAUUUCACAGAAGUGGAAAUAACUUCUCUACCUCAAUGUGUAGAUGACCCAGAGGCAUCACUGCCUCCCGGCAACUUUUACACCUCCAGGGGUUUCUGGAAAAGACUGGAGGCAGAUGAAUCUUUCUGGGAGAGAGAGAAAGAUUCCUCAACUGUGACUAUGUGUCUUGGUGAAAUGAAAACAUGUCCACAAAAUUCUACUUCCCCUCCACCUAAACCACAGCGUACGUUCCAGUACAAGGGUGCGAACAGUCCACCAGGCCAGUGGAUCCAGUUGAAUCAGAACCAGAUGUCACCGGUCCGCAAAUCAAAUCAAGUCCGAAAGAAUGACAUCAUCUUAAAGCCACCCAGCUGUCCACCUCCUCCACGUCCAGUCAACACUUUCAACAGGUUUUCCAGAAACGGAAGGAACAGGAAGUCGUUUGAGUUUGAGGAUGUGGUACGGCUGACGGCUCAACAGGCCUCUAGAGGGAAGGAGGGCCAGCGUUCUGGCAUUUUCCACGCCCGGUCUGAAGACAACAUCUAUGAGGACAUUGUCUCUACGGAUAUGUCAAGAGAGAACCCAUAUGAAGACAUCACACUUCCUCCCAUGUGCUUACCCAUAAGAAGACCACGAAACUAUACUGUUGUACAGAGAGAGAGCCCACACCUCAAGCUGCCAGCGAAGCACUUCACACUUUCAGCUAAUGUUGACAGACUGCACAAAGUGGGGCGGGACCGAAAAGAAUCUUUAAUGUCACCUACCCGUACUUCUACUGCAAACACUUCUAAAUUAUCAGCAGUUAAACCUGCUACUGUGUACAAGACACACCAACAAGUCCCGCUUAUAAACAGGAUUCAGGAGAUCUUUGAAGCCAAAAGAGGGAGGAAACGAGUGUGGGCGACCGCAACCAGAGAUGAAUUGAGCGGGACAGAGAGUGAUCCAGAGGAGAGUUCUAAAGAUCGUUCCAAGCGUACAGUGUAUGUGCAGUCAACUCUAAAACGUCGGCCAGGUUACCGUACUUUAGAGAGGGACCUGAUCCAACUACAACAGCAGCAGCUUUUCCAGCAAUUUGUCGUGGUGUCGCUUAGAAAAACAUCCCCUGGAAACAGUUACAUACCUGAGAUCACACAACAGUUCCCUACAAAGUUUGAGAAGUCUUCUCGUCUGUCUCGUGAAGCCGAGGACAGAUUGAAAGCAAUUCCCAUGUUUUGUUUCCCUGACUGUCAUGACUGGCGUCCCUCCUCGGAUCACACAAGUGAAACGUUUUCUUUUGUCCUGACGGGAGAAGAUGGGAGUCGCCUAUUUGGAUACUGCCGUAAAAUCCUGCCCUGUGGGAAGGGAAAAAGACUACCAGAAGUUCACUGCAUCAUCAGCAGAUUGGGCUGCUUCAAUCUGUUCACCAAGAUCUUGGAGGAGGUGGAGAGGAGGAGAGAGAUUUCUCCUGCUUUGGUUCAUCCUUUCAUGCACAGUGUCAUGGAAGCUCCUUUUCCCGCUCCUGGACGCACCAUUACUGUCAAGAGCUUCCUGCCUGGAUCUGGCAAUGAGGUUUUGACUCUGUGCAGGCCAGUGGACUCUCGUCUGGAGCAUGUGGACUUUGAGAGUUUGCUUGAGUGUCUGAGUGUGAACAGACUCCUUCAGGUCUUUGCUUCAAUACUGCUAGAGAGGAGAGUCAUCUUCAUCGCAGAGAAACUCAGUGUCUUGUCUCGAUGUGCCCAUUCUGCCCUGGCACUGCUGUAUCCCUUCACCUGGCAGCACACCUUCGUACCUGUGCUCCCAGCCAGCAUGCUGGACAUAUGCUGCUCUCCCACACCCUUCGUCAUGGGAGCGCUUUCUCCUUCCCUGCCGCAGGUGCUAGAUAUGCCCAUCGAGGAGGUGCUUAUUGUGGAUUUGUGUGCAGACAAGUUUGUCGUUCAGCUUGGAGAUGAGGAUUGUAUCUUACCCAGCAAGCUGCAGGCAGCGCUUCAGGAGAUCCUGGAGAACAGGGAGGAGAUACUAGAACAAACCGCACGGGACAGGAAAGGAGAUGAAUCAGACCUGAGCACUUUGAUGUCGGAGGCAUUUGUGUGGUUCUUUGUUGAGCUGGUUGGGCAUUAUUCCCUUCAUAUGACCGAAGGAGGAACCGGUGGGUCCCGAGAGCUGCAGAGGGAUGUUUUCAGGAAAUCUCAUCCUUCACGAGGAGUGCGACAGUUUCUGCAGCUCUUCAUGGACACACAGAUGUUUGCCGGUUUCAUUCACGACCGAGAGCUUAGAAAAGGAGGUGUUAAAGGACUGUUUGAACUGAGAGCUGCAGAAUAUCUCGAUUCCUAUCCUGAACCAGAACCGAGUGGAGUCAACAAAUUUCUCAAAGGGCUUGGGAAAUUCUUACAGAAGAAAUAAAGAACUGUCCAAACAGCACUAAAUCUGUGUCAGAGCAGCCAUGAAUUCUUCACAAGAGUGUGAUGACUCAACCCACAUCUUGUUUCCUGUCCCGUUGACAAUACUCUUGGGUGGAGAUGAGGUCAACACUGGAAUCAGCUUGUUCCGCCCUGAAAAUUCUCCGGCUUGGAUUUGCUGUGCCAUCACAGAAGAGGAAAAGGCUUGAAAUUACUUUUUAAGCUCAAGGAACAAAGAGGAUGGAAUUAGAACACAGAGGAAAGGGAGCAGUCCCUGUCAUGUUAUUUUGGCCAAUAAGGAAAAACUAUGAACGUGUUAUAACAAGGGUUGGGUUAACGGCCAUUUCAGAUGUCUUUCACUUACCCUGUUCUUUUUCUUUAAUGUCAUUGUAUUAUACCAGAACAUAAGGUAGGCUAAUGCAAGUAUUUUUUUGUAUCUAAAACAUUUUCCAACUGAAAAUUAUUUGUAGUUUAAAAAAAACAUAAUGAAGGAUGGCUUCUAUUCUCCUUCAAGAAUUAAUUUAUGAUUUCUCAGAUGCACAGAAAUUACGUUUCAAAUUGAAUGUCAAACAUUAAACUUUUGUCAUGUUU